Danio rerio (zebrafish) is the source of this 2933-nucleotide messenger RNA. Lineage: Eukaryota; Metazoa; Chordata; Actinopteri; Cypriniformes; Danionidae. The record is from RefSeq and is a predicted model, not a curated record.
UUCCCUUCUCGCCUUCUAGGUUGACUGCAGCAAUACCGUGGAGGCCGGAUGAGAGAAAGGUGUCUGGACCAACAUGCAUCAGACUGGGUCAACGGGUUUCACUCACACACAACCUGAAAUGUGGAAGGUGGGUGUGGAAAUUUUGCAAGGGGCCAUCCACACCAAACAUUACAAUCACACCAAAAGAUGUAAUUACAUGGCCUCCCGGCUUAGUUCCGGAUCUAAAUUGCACACCAAAAAUUUGCUGUAGUUUAGGUAGCACCCACCCACCGACUGAAAGCAUUUCAGGUCACACACUUGCACCCAAAUUUUUGCACAACAUCACAGCCUGGUAUCAACUUAAAAUAGACACAGGUGCCAUAGCUGGAGAAAUGAACAUCCUCCACCAUGAUAAAAACAACGGGACAGACCCAAAACUAUGCUAUUUCAUUAAAGAUUUGGAACCUGCAACUUAUAGAUGCACACACACAGAGUCAUACAACGACACACACAUGCAUCUCACCGAAACUCACUAUAACCUCACAUCAUACACACCUAGCGAACAAAAACCGGAAACCUUCGUAUGGACAAGCAGAAAAGAAGGAACGUACUGUGUGGGGAAAUGUUCCCCAGAUAUGGAAAAAUUCACAAAUCCACAAAAUUGCUCAUGGACUCUGAUCUAUUGCUUCAAAAUAACAACUUGCGGAUAUACAAAACCGAAAGUAUGUCCAAAACUAUACCCAACACCACCUGGCGGAUUGAUUAAGGGAAAUGUAAAUAAGACUCUUUUGCAUGAUGUGAAUUUGGUAAUGACGCAUAUAACAUACAAUAUUUCCAAUAUACUGUCUGCCUACUCUAAGCAUUGUAAUGUUGAUGAUGAAUCAUAUGCAUGGCUACAGUCACGAAUCGAUGAUUUAAUUUCUGAUUAUAAGAACAGACUUGCUGUCCAAAUUCCACCUGUUCGCUCAAAACGUGACCUGCUCGGAAAUAUAGCAGGCCUAUUUGGUUCGGCUAAUUCAUUAACUAACACAUACAAGAUUUCUAAACAAUCUCAAUUUUCCACAUGGUUGACAGACCAGAUGGCCACUGGUUUUCAACACAUCACCAAUAGUAAUGACAACCUAAUCAAAGCGGUCAGAUCUGAGGCGCAGGCGCUUCUGAUGAUCAGCCACACAUUGUUCAAUCAGACCCGUACCAUCGAACGUGACUUAGCCUGCAGAACAUUUGCACAAGAUUUAUUUGCUACAACCAGACAAGAAAUUCUGGACCUCCGUCUCCAUAAAACACCUAGACAUGUUUUAAGUGACUUGAUUGAAAUCUUAGAUUUAGAUAGAUGGCUUUUAUCAGAGAAAAUGAAAAAUGUAAAAUAUUCUGAAUUAUUAGCUACUGUCAUGAUGUAUACUGGAGAAGAAUGUGUUGGAUGCCUUGGGUUUUUUGCCACCUUUCCUUUAAUACACCCAGACCAAGUUUAUUUAAACUCAACUACCAUUCGUUCAAUUGGUACUAUAAUUAAGAACCAGGUCAUUAAAUGGGACCACCUUACCGGAUACAUGACCUCUAAGGGCUCUGAGACCUUGUUUACCAGCCGCACCUGUUGCCAUGAAACCCACAAUUACAUUGUCUGUACAUGUAAUACCUUACAACCUUUUUCCUCCAAUGACAGCAGACUUAUUAAUGUUCAGUCUUUACAUGGGUAUGCCGAUGCAAUUCAGGUUUCUCAUACACAAUGGUGUGUCGUCAGCGAGAUGAACUCUUUCACCUAUGGAGGACUAACCUGUCCUGCCAACCAUUCGUUCUGUUUGGAAAUCACAGAGGACUUUUCGAUGGGUCAAAUCAACAUCCUUGGAAGGAUGCCACUAGAUGCAGAAGUCUCCCCAUGGUGGGACGACACUUUCUACGAACGAGGAACACGGACACUGGUUGACACCAUGAAUCUGGUGGAAAGAACCAUCUCAGAGACUGAAUAUCAUCUUUUCCAAGCACAGGUAGAGACAAACCUGGCCCGAAAGACUGCAACAAUCCUGUCCAGCUCGUCUACGCGCUCAGCACUGAAUGCCUACACAUGGUGGGACUGGAUACUUCGGAGCUGUGCCAUUGGCAGUGCACUCAUCUUUAUGUUCACACUGUUCCAAUGCUGUUAUUUCAGAUGUCUCAUCAGAUCGUUAAGGACGUCAACGAACAUUGCUCUGACACUCAGCCCAUUACAGGUGCCAAAGCUUCAAGAACUCUGAUGACCCCGCAGGAUAAAAUAGCCCACGGGGCCAAAGGGGGAAAACUGUAAGACUGGUAUCAGGAAUGAUUAUUUACGACAUCUGUGUUUUAAUGAGAACAGCUACCUGAUAAGCAUCAAAGAGCUCACAUCUGUCGCUCUCAGUGUGAGAGCGAAACUUCCCCCGGACACGUAUCUCCUGUUAUACCCUCUCCCCUUUUGUCUCUGUUUACCUAAUGCAUUGAAGGUUCCAGCGUGUCUGAUAAAGAAGGUCUCACCCCUUUAGAUAUUGAAACAUUUGCCCUCGGUCCGGUAAUAAAAUUAUAAUCAGGCCCCUCAAGCAAAACAUCCCCUCACCAAGAACAAAGAAACACACAAAUGGUAAUACCACAGAAACCCCAACCGAAACUUCUUCCCAUGAAAAUGUCCUGCAGAGAGAUGGCCAAAUGUAAAUAUCAAAGAAACACCCUGAGGUGCAAAGAUGGGUACUUAAGGGAAGGUGGCAGAGAAGUCGGGGAAUCUGUAUCCAGAUCUCCCGCACAAUUGCUGUGUGUAGUCUUUUUCAUCUUCAGGUAAACUUCUAAACUUUCAUUUAUAUACUUUGAAUUGGCUAAACGUUUCACUAAUGUAAUUUUGAUUGAUUGAUGCUACAUAAUGAAUUGAUUAAUGUUUUGAUUGUUUGAAUUGAUCUUUGAAUUAUCCUGUUUACCUGAUUAAUAAAUUGUUAUGUUUUGAAUGAUUCAAA